This is a messenger RNA of Ictalurus furcatus (blue catfish), 3162 nucleotides long. RefSeq names its product suppressor of cytokine signaling 7 (gene socs7). The record is from RefSeq and is a predicted model, not a curated record. Gene Ontology annotation, biological process: phosphatidylinositol phosphate biosynthetic process; intracellular signal transduction. Gene Ontology annotation, cellular component: phosphatidylinositol 3-kinase complex. Lineage: Eukaryota; Metazoa; Chordata; Actinopteri; Siluriformes; Ictaluridae. The coding region runs from base 606 to 3053 and encodes 815 amino acids. The transcript is spliced from 10 exons. Gene Ontology annotation, molecular function: 1-phosphatidylinositol-3-kinase regulator activity.
AAACACACACAAAAAAACAUGAAAGCUCUCUGAGUCUCCAACCCAAAUCGCUCAGUCGCGCAUAUAUAGUGCACUAGGUUGUAGAAGGCACUAUUUCAUAAGCUGAUGAAGUGCACGUAGCCUAUAUAGAUAGAAAGCAUGCAGCCAUUUGGGACUGAGCCGUAACCCGGAGUUAAGUAGAAGCGCGUCGGCGCUGAUAAGCUCGCGCUAUCGAACGUGCGGAAGUGGGUGAGCGGGCGCGAGCGCGAGCGCGUGCGCGCGGGUGGGGCCGGACAGACGGUAACGUGACCAAGACGCGCACGCAUUCCGUUAAAUGAAGCGUUAUACAUGACCCUGCAAGAACCCGUUGUCGUUUUGGAACUCACAGACGCGCGUUUUUCUGUGUGAAUAUCCGGGCUGUCGGUAACAGCGUACUAACAGGGAUGUUGAAGCUACGGAGGAAAUAAUAAAUCAUAAUAAUAUAUUUUAAUUCUGGGGCUGAGCGGGUGAAGCACAGCGAGCGGAACUGGCUUCCAUUAUCACUACAGGCAACGAUAACGAUCUCGACACUGGGGCGAUGUGAAACGCCGAUAUUGCUCGUUCGUUCCGCGCACAGAGGAAUAAGAAUGAACACCGGGCAUGAUAUGUCUCCUGAUUUUGUGUUGAUGCGCCUGGUCUCUGCGGCCGAGGAGGACCGCUUGGACGAUGAGAACAGCAGUCUGUCGUCGGGCACUGGACUGGUGGCUGGAUUCGGGCAGGACGUCUUGAGCCACGGAAACGUUAAGGGUAAACUGGACUGCGCGCAGAAUCACCUCUCAGCGGGGAACAAAGCUCCGCAGUCUGGCGGAAGUCAGGCACCUGACGCCGGCGGCAUGCCGCGCAGAGCCGCUCUGCCUGUCCCCCCUCCUCCGCUUCACUCCGCGGAGGCCCGAGCGUACGAUCUCGGCCACAGAGGCGGAAUCGGGCCUCAGCUGUUGGUGUUCCGAAACGUCUCGAGAGACCCUGAUGGAUUAUCUGAAAACAGUGCGGAUGCUAGGCAUGCUUCGAGGGCUUUCGACGAGCAGGCGACACACACUUCCGAGUCGAGCGCCUGCACAAAUAACAAUACGCUCAGCGCUGUAGAUGCUCAGCAUCAGUACCAUCCUCCAUGGGCGCUGCAUCCUCAGCUGAAGCUGAACACAGCGGAUACAGACAGAGCCGAACUGUGCCACCGGCAUCGCAUAAUCACGGAGAAACGCGACUGGACGCAGAUUGUUGAUAAAUCCGACCCGACUGAAGUGUCGGACCCUAAUUGGAGCAUGAGAGCGCGGGGAGAGCUCCGGCUCUCUGACAGGCCUGCUCUGGAGCUCGCAAGACAGUUUGGGGAGCUGGGAGUCGCCCCGGUGCCCGACUUUUUGCUCAAGGACGGGGAUCUACAACACUGCUCGUGCUCCACGACGACCGGAAUCAGACAAGGCGAAGAUCCAACCGAGACCAGCGACGCUCUGCUUGUACUGGAGGGCCUCGGCUCGGAGGAGGUCAGCGGCCUGGGCAUGAAGAACAAUCCCGAGUCCCAAGACGGUGCACAGGUGAAGACCCAGCUCGCGCUCAAAUGCUUCCCUUCAGUACUCUCGGGCCAGGCGGUCGGGGUUACCGGUGGUCUCUGCUUACCGGCAUGUCGCGACUCGCAGCUCUGCUGUUUGUUCCGAGGCUCUCUAACCAUAAAGGCUCAAGGCAACACACCUGACAGAGACUCAUCACAGUUCCCGACAUCCCCAUCAUCAGUAGAGUCCGCCGUGCAAGUGCGUCCUGACAGCGCCAGCUCCAGCCUCGUCUCGAGCCCCAGCGUGCAGGCGGAGAGAAGCGCGGGUGCGACCCGGGCCGCAUGUGGGAGCGAGAAGGCGCUGAAAGUGCCAGGGAAGACCAGAAAGGGCUCUCUUAAAAAUCGUCUGAGCAAACUUUUCAGAACUAAAAGCUGUAGCGGCUCUAAUAGUCUUCUGGAUAAGAGACCGUCGGUGACGUUCUCCAUCUCUUCAGCCGGCAGUUUGGUGGACAUGUCAGGCGCGAGCGCCGUGGAGCACGACGCGGCCAGCCAACCUGGAUUAACAAGGGCCCAAAGUGCCUCCUCUGGUACAGCUUUCACUCCUGUCUUCACUGGAGAGACAGUGUCGCUGGUGGAUGUGGACAUCUCACAGAGAGGGAGAAACUCUCCUCAUCCCCCAACUCCUCCUCCACCUCCACGCAGAAGUCUCAGCUUGCUAGACGAUAUAGGUGGGCCACAACCAGGGCCUUUCCUAGUGAAUGUCAUGGGGGCGUCCCUGCAGUCUCUACCCCUGCCUCUUCCUCCUCCUCCCCCCCUCCAUGCCACCAUCCAGCAUAGCCUCAGCCUCAAUGACGCUUUCUUCCGAGCGCUCCCUCAUUCUGCACCAUCACCAAUCGAGACUCCGCCUCCGAUGAGAGUAGCUCCACCUUCCAAUGUGUGUCCUCUGAGAGGAGUCGAUUCCAGCAGCUUCACAGCCAGCCUUAGAGAAUUGGAGAGGUGUGGCUGGUACUGGGGACCGAUGAACUGGGAGGACGCGGAGUUGAAACUGAAAGGGAAGCCGGACGGUUCAUUUCUGGUGCGAGACAGUUCAGACCCCCGAUAUAUACUCAGCCUCAGUUUCCGCUCGCAAGGAGUUACACACCACACACGCAUGGAGCAUUACAGAGGGACCUUCAGCUUAUGGUGCCAUCCCAAGUUUGAGGACCGCUGCCAUUCUGUGGUGGAGUUUAUAGAGCGUGCCAUCAUGCAUUCUAAAAAUGGGAAAUUCCUUUACUUCCUGCGGUCACGUGUACCUGGACUCCCACCAACCCCAGUGCAGCUGCUUUAUCCGGUCUCACGCUUCUGUAACGUCAAAUCCCUGCAGCACCUUUGCCGCUUCUGUAUCCGACAGCUUGUCCGCAUAGACCACAUUCAGGAGCUCCCUCUCCCAAAACCCCUCAUUUCCUAUCUGAAAAAGUUCUACUACUAUGACCCAGAGGAAGAGAUGUAUCUGUCAAUCAAAGGCAUGCGACAGAUGGCAAGUGUGGAGCAAGAGCCAGAGUCUGAGACGUAGCCGGAGAGCCAUAUUUGCUGUUUUUUCUCUGUAUGGAUAGCAGAUGGGAUAGUGCAUAGAUGCUCCUGUUGCACAGCUCUGCCCCAAAUUCCCCAUCAGUCUUCCAGCA